Molecule: messenger RNA, 5732 nt
Organism: Xenopus tropicalis (tropical clawed frog)
Lineage: Eukaryota; Metazoa; Chordata; Amphibia; Anura; Pipidae
Gene: mybl1
Product: MYB proto-oncogene like 1
Exons: 16
Coding region: 288-2480 (730 amino acids)
Biological process (GO): regulation of DNA-templated transcription; DNA-templated transcription; regulation of gene expression
Cellular component (GO): nucleus
Molecular function (GO): DNA binding
Source: RefSeq, a predicted model, not a curated record
UUGGCUGCUUUCCUUCACUCGCCCUCUUAGCCACGCCCCCUGUUGACAGUGGUGCCCGGGCGGCCGCAGUUGGCAGAACGCUGUGGGCAGUGGGCACCGGGCUGGCUGGGAGCCGUUGGUUAGUGACGCAGCUACCGUUACGCCGUUAGCCUCUGAGCAUCCGGGAGGAGAACGGUCACUUGGGAAAAGUCGGACAUGAUUCAGGACAGCAGCCUUGCACCUCAGAAUUUUCUCGGGAUAACGGCAGUUCCUUGAAAGUGUUGCGUUGGUCUGCGUCUUGCCAAAGGAUGGCUGGGAGAGCCCGCAGGGAAGAUGACGAGGAGGAUGGUCAGUUUGCAGAACAUGAUUAUGAUAUCUCAAUUCAUAAGGGGCCAAAGAAAGUAUGGAGCAAAUUAAGAUGGACAAAAGAUGAGGAUGACAAGCUGAAGAAGCUGGUUGAAACACAUGGAGAAGACUGGGGUGUGGUCGCUCGACACUUUAUUAACCGGUCAGAAGUACAGUGCCAGCAUCGCUGGCAGAAAGUUUUGAAUCCUGAACUGGUCAAAGGACCAUGGACCAAAGAGGAGGAUCAAAGGGUCAUUGAUUUAGUUCAUAAAUAUGGCCCGAAGAGAUGGUCUAUAAUUGCCAAGCAUUUAAAAGGGAGAAUCGGAAAGCAGUGCAGGGAGAGAUGGCAUAAUCACUUAAACCCUGAUGUCAAAAAGUCCUCCUGGACAGAAGAAGAGGACCGCAUCAUAUAUAAUGCCCACAAGCGCUUGGGGAACAGAUGGGCAGAAAUUGCCAAGCUACUUCCCGGGAGGACUGAUAAUUCAAUAAAGAAUCAUUGGAAUUCUACCAUGAAACGAAAGGUGGAGCAAGAGGGCUAUUUACAGGAUUUAAUGAACUGUGAUCGACUGUCUAAAAUCCAGGGCAAACCCUGCACUGCACUUAAUCACUUGCAAGCGCAGAGCCAGUAUUACAUUUCAGCCCAGGCACAAAUUCCAAGAUAUACUUCUGUGUCCCAUGGUGACAGCUGCAUAGAAAUUCAAAAAUCCUUUUCUUUUAUCCAGCAGCCCUUUGUUGAUGAGGAUGACCCGGAUAAGGAAAAGAGAAUAAAGGAGCUUGAGUUGUUGCUUAUGUCAGCUGAGAAUGAAGUCAGAAGAAAGCGGGUACCAUCUCCAAGUUCCUCAAGCUGGAUAGACAGUUUUAGUGUGGAGGAGAGCAUGUCCAAUACAGUGACCCACUUAGAAGAACAAACAUAUAGCCUAGAUGAAAUACCCAUAACCUCUGGACAGCAAAGUGUUAAGGAGAAGAUUUUGGCUCCAGAAGCAAACAUAGUACUGCAGCCUUUGGGGACAAUACCAGAAUUUUCAGAAACCUUAGAGCUGAUCGAUGUGGAUUCUGUAGAUUGGAAUAACUUUGAAAACUGUGAGUUGCCCUUUUUUUUGGCUUCCCCUGCCAAAAGCACACCAUUAAAAUGGAUUCAGGUUCAGCAUGGGAACUCUCCGGAUUGGGCUCUUAACUCUUGUCUGGGGCAGGCUGAUGGAAGGUGUUCAGCGAGCAGAGUGCUCUCCUCAUCUCCUGCUAUGCCAAAGUUUUACUCACCUCCGGCAAUUCUAAGGAAGAAGAAAUUACACCCUGAUUUGUCACUUACUCCAGAAGCACGGGAUGCCGGAAAUGUAGUUCUUAAAGGGACACCAGUAAAAAAACUUCCGUAUUCUCCCUCUCAGUUGUUAAAUGUUUGCUCUGGAACAUUUGAACAUUUGAAUCAUGAGAACUUACCUCUCACCUCCACGCCAAUAUGUGGGCAGAAGAUCCUUGCAACGCCCCUAAAGAAGCAAGUGACUCCUAAAAAAGAUAAAGAAAAUGCUGGCUUUAGAACACCUACUAUAAGAAGAUCUCUACUGGCUAUGACUCCUAGAACACCGACACCAUUUAAAAAUGCUCUUGCUGCCCAGGAAAAGAAAUAUGGCCCUCUCAGAGCUGUGAUGCAACCUCUAGUCUUUGUUGAAGAAGAUAUCAUGGAGGUUUUGAAGGAAGAGACUGGAAAAGAUGUCUUCAUAAAAGAAAAAAGGGCAUCUGAUUGUAAACCAAAUAAACAAGAGCAUAUUUCUACUGUGAGGAAAGUUCGCAAAUCAUUGAUCCUUGACAGCUGGGAUAAAGAGGAACUUGGUACAGAUUAUUUGGCUCCAGAUGAGGUUUCUGAAUCACAGAAUGGGAAUACACUUCCUACGUCUUUCCUAAUGAUACCUUUGGGGGAGAGACAAGACCGAAAGUGCAAUGUGAGCACUGAAACUCAAAAAGGAAAUGUAACACAAAGGAAAAAUUACAUUCCUGCCAUGAGAAAUGUCAAGGUGCAAAGUUCUGUGCAGCCUCUCUGCGAAUGGGAAACAGUUGUAUAUGGGAAGACAGAAGACCAAGUAAUCAUGACAGAGCAAGCAAGGAGAUACCUUGAUACCUACAAACAAGCUUCCAGCUCUGGAUUAAGGCACCUAAUUUUAUGAAUGUUGGAUGAUAACUGGUGAUGCCAGUUGCCCCCUUUUUUACACAGUGCACUAUAAUUGUUAAUAUUUUACUUAUUAAUUGUACAGUAGAACUUUGUAUUAUAUCAUAGAAGUUUUAUUUAGUAUUGCUUUAAAAAGAAACUUUAGAGGUUUUUAUAGGCUCUGUAGAUUUGAAGUUAAGAUCCAUCCUGAGCAAAACUAGAGUAUAACCAGAAAAUGUUGUCUUUAUUCAUUAGCUGGCUUAGGUGAGAACACUACAGGCAUAGUUCUCUAGGUGAGUUGUUUAAUUGUAAAAAUAAGGAUUUUUCUUUUCAACAUGCUGACAGCCACAUAAGACAUGUAUAUUUUUCUGCAUCUUCAGUACCAAAACUUAUAACAAUUUACGACAUUUUAAUGACAUAUAUAGAUUUAUAUGUGCCACAUAGGAGUGAUUUCUGCUGUAUUUGACUUUUUAGUCUGUCUCCUUGGAUUUUUUAAUACCAAAACAGAUCAUAAUUUGAAGACUUUAUAGAGUGAUUAUGGUCAGCCAGCUUCUUCAUAUGAGCCUCUUGCUGGCUAUGUAUGAGUUUGCCUAACCAGAGAGUUCAGCAACUGCCUUAUCUUUUCAUAAAUGACUUUAAAGUUAUUGGGAAAGGCUGUCAAAUAGGCUAAGAAGCUUUCUUCUUUCUGGAACCUACUCCUACUUUUCAAAGAGCAUCAAAGAUGUCUUUUGAAGCUGUUUUAAAGAGUUUUAAAAGAUAGACAAGUGAUAUCAUUUACAUAUUUACAGUAAAUCAAUAAUGAAAAAAGUCCACCUUUGUUUAAAUGUUACAGAAGGUACAGAUACAGUCAACUCCUUUAUGUAUUUAUUACGACAAAUCCUUUUGUAAUAGAUUUUCAUACUAAGACUUUUUUUAUGCUCGUUAUGUGUGUGUUUGUGGCCAAUGUCUCCAAAAGUCUGGUACUUCAUUUAGUUGUCAGGAAGGUCAAGCAGUUGCACUAAUAGAAUUCUGUACAGUGAAUAAGAACCCAGCAAAAUACUAGUGUUAUUGAUAUUUAUGUAUACAUGGGUACUUACAAUUUAGGUAACCAACAAGGGAAUUUUGUCUUUCUGAGAUAGAAUGUAUCAGUAUUUGUUUCUCAGGCUGAGAAAUGUGAUAGGAUGUUUGAAUGUAUUUUACAGGGUGUGGGAACAUGAUGAGAUUUUCCCCCUGCAUCGCUUCAUGCUUGCAGGUAUAGGCCAUUGUCUAUAUACAUGCAGGUUUGUGACCAUUUCCUUAUUGUUCCUUGUUUAGCAGCUGCUCCAGACCUUUUACAGUUCUGCCUGCUUUACAUGCAUGGCCAACAUGACAGGCUUCUAGGCUGAGCUCCAUUAACUACUGCUAAAGAGAACAUAACCAGCAUGUUUUUUUUUCUUUGCACUAUAUUUUAAAUCCUGUUUUGAAAGGUCACCACCCACAUCAAGGCAGUUAUGUUGCAUCAAGGAAACAAACCUUCUACUCUGGUAUUGUCAAUUCACUUUUCCAGAAUGCAACAUGGAGGCUCUUUUUUAUUUUUUACCUGUCACAUUUUAGAGACCAAUUCAGCUUAGGAUCUGUAUGUUUAACAUAUUUGGCCUUUCCAAGCUUUGCACGUUCGAUAAAAGCAACAACAGUUGCUUUAGUUGCCUACUAUUAGGUAUUUGCACUUAUUAUUUAUAUAUAUAUAUAUAUUUUUUAACGGAUUGUCUUGCUUGUAAUGUAGAGAAAGUACUGUAGUAUAAUGGUGCGCUUGGCAACAUAUUUGCAAACUGGUAAAUAGAAUGCUAUACUGUAGUUUGGUAUUGUAUUGUUAUUAUUUAUAAAUUUGAAGUUCCUCUCCACCUCUAAUAUAUGCUGCUAUAGACAGGAGCAGAAUGGGCUGCUACUGAGAGAUGGAAUGACUGAGCAUUACAUGCACUGUACUCCAAAAAGAAAUGGAACAGCGAUACCCUCUCAUAAAAAGAAAUAGGUUGUCGCCUUGGGUUUUGUUUAUUAUACUUUUUUAGGAAUCCUUACACCCCCAAACAGUAUCAGGGUUACACAUCACAUCUUGGACAACAAUGUAACUCUUUUCCCUAUAGAAUAUUAAACUCAUGGCCCGUUGUUAAGAGAAUACCGUCUUCCUUCUUCUGCAUUUGAUGCAUGGGCAGAUAAUAGCUUUGGAUAUACAACUUUUUAGCUCUAUAUCAGAGGCAGAAGAAUUUCCCUGAUUGAGCUUUGAUUUUUCAGUAGGGUGGGCACUUGGGCAAUUAGUGAGGCACCUGAUUUGGCUUCAUUUGUAAGGGAAUGGCAGUAUCUAUUUAAUUGCAACUCCCAGCCUGACUUUCUCUUAAUAAUAUUAAGCCUUUUUUUUUAAAAAUAAAGUUGGGUUUUCUGUUAAACUAUCAAUAAAAAUAAUGUUGGCACCAACUGCUUCCAAACAAUGUACACAGAAUUCUUAACUUUAGAAUUUCUGGGAGUAAGCUAAAAUGUUUACUUACACACAAUAUUCUCAUUAGACAUCUGGCACCUGCUUCUAGUUAAGACUUUUCUUACUUGCUUUUAUAAAUGUAUAUUGUAAUCGUUGAGCAUAUUGCCCGCCACCAAGGUUAAUGUCACAUAAAGCUAUUCCUCGAGUGUUGACUUCACAGUGACUGCUGCAGGACAGGUCAUGUUGAUAAAGUGGGUGGAAUUGCAUUCGAUUAUUUUUCUUAAUAAUAAUAAGUGUCAUAAUGUGGGCAGGCUUGUUCUGAGGGGCAGUUGUGCCUGUAUUCCAUUCUUGUAGUUCUUGCCAGGAUUUGACACUGCCACUUUUCUUUAAUAAGAUUGUUAAUACACGAGGAAUCGCAGGCUUGUGUCUUUAACUUAAUAUUAGUUUGCAGAAAUGUGUACAGUCGAGGCCUCUUCUAUGGCUUAAUGUAUGAGUUGUGUUUGUUUGUCCUCCAUAAUGCUAAACACUAAAUCCUCUAAUGUAGCAGUGAAACUUGCAUGGAAAUCUGCAAUAUACAAUAUUUAUUUCUAAACAUGUCAUACUAUUGGACACCAUAAUAGAAGUCUGCAUUUUAUGUGUGCUUUAUUUUAAGUUAGUUUUCCUUUCUAGUUCUGUUCAAAGCAAUUAGCUUAAAGCAAGCAGUCCUGUGUCUCCUUUGGGCACCACAGGACAUUGGGCAAGCAGUAUCAUUAUCUGUAUCACUGCAUUCUUUUCUUACAUUUCCCAGUUUCAUGUUCAUUCAUUUUGUUUCCAGAUGUCAUAAAAUAAAUCUAUAAAAAAGUG